AGUACAAAUAAAAUGUAGUCGUGUAAUAUUAAAUAUGGAUUAUCAAGAAUUAUUUAUCCAUGGAUACAGCGACAAAAACGCUUCUCUCUAAACACAUCAUCUGUUUCAGGAAUACUGCUAGUGUCCCUUUGGCACCACCCUAGUUGGUCACGAUGUCCCUUGCCCAGAGAGUCCUCCUCACCUGGAUUUUUACCCUGGUCUUCCUCAUCAUGCUUGUCCUGAAACUAGACGGCAAGGUCCACUGGAACUGGUUCCUCAUCUUCCUCCCUGUGUGGAUCUUCGAUGGCAUCCUCCUCCUCAUGCUGCUGGUCAAGAUGGCGGCCAGGUGUAAAGCCGGUUAUGACCCCCGUAACGGCUCCCAGGACCUGAGGAAGAGGGCAUGGUACCUGGUGUCCAUGCUGCUGAAGCUGGGCUUCUGUUUGACGCUGUGUGCCCGGCUGGAGAAGCUCACCCACAUCAAGCUCACCUUUCUGUUCAUCCCUCUGUGGUGUAUGCUGCUGGGAGCAAUGACGGAGCUGGGCUAUAACAUCUUCCCGGAGAGAAGGGAGGCGUGAGGGCUGUGAAUAAGGAGGUGCGACGGAGAUGUGUGGAGAGGACAGAAAGGAGGUGCGACGGAGAUGUGUGGAGAGGACAGAAAGGAGGUGCGACGGAGAUGUGUGGAGAGGAGGAUCUCACACACAAUUUUUCCUCCGCGUGUGUGUGAUUAUUUGGCCGUUUAUGAAAUCUAAAACACACCAUCCAUUGUCAUUAAGGUUCAGCCUUAUCGUAUGUCCAACCUUUGCUCUCUAUACCAACUGGCAGUCUUAGCUCUCACAUAACAAAUUGAGAUUUUGAUUCAUCUUGACUAAAUAACAUACAUUAGUUGUAAGUACUGUACAUGUUUUGGAUAAUCUACUUGGAAAGUCUGGCAAAGCCUGUUUCACAAGCCAGACAUUUUCCUUGAUGUCAGCAUCUUUUGUGCUGUGUUGGUGUUGAUCAAGUUUCUUACUACAUGGAAUGAGAACGAUUCAGUGUUGGAAAGAUGGGACUCUCAUAUGUUAAGUCAUUCAGUAUUUUAUACCAUUCCAUUUAAAUGAAAUAUUUUGCACCAUUAAAGAGUGCAUUGUUUUCAUGU
Messenger RNA from Esox lucius (northern pike), 1114 nucleotides. RefSeq names its product transmembrane protein 60. Lineage: Eukaryota; Metazoa; Chordata; Actinopteri; Esociformes; Esocidae. The record is from RefSeq and is marked provisional.